AUGUGCUGUUGCUUCCCUGCUGCCACCAUAGGCUUGCCCUGCCUGUUAGCUCCUCUUCUUUUCACCUCCACGGACCUCUGGUGGCUCAAUGAUCGUCCUGAAAAUGCUCCACUCACACCCUUCCAGCCUGAUUAUUUCAAACGUCUGCAAAGACCACAAGGGCGUUGCACUGUUUGGCAGGCUGGCCAAGCCUGGAAGGACAGCAAGCCUGCCUGGGCUCCCAUUACCCUCAGGCUCUCAAGGGAGGACCCGGGGCGGGUCUCCCGGCCAGGUGUCUUCCCGGUUUCCAGGUUCACGGGCAUUGCGAGGAGGAGGGAAAGGAGAGACCGAAGCCUACUGCACCCGGGUAUCCUGCGGGGACCCGGGGCUGCUCCGGACGCGCCUUUGGCCUCGCUGCCGCCGCGGGAGAGCGGGACUUCCUCCUCUGGGGGCCUGCGCGCGGGCCGGCCGGGCCCCCAGGCGGGGAGGCGGGACCGGGCGCCGGGCGGGCUGCGGGGCCGGCUGGGCCUGGAGGGACGGCGGCGGGGAGGAAGUGGGGCUCGCCGCCUACACCCGCGGCGUCCUCGGCCCGCGGGGCGCUUGCUCUGCCCGACGGCGGCUCGGGGCUCAGUGACUUUUGCAGACUUCCUGACGGCCGACCCCGUGAGAAGUGACAGAGCCCGCGGGGUCGGGAACUGCGGGCCCGGCUGCUUCGGGGAGGGUCACGUCCUGGACGCUUGGCUGAAAGCUCCUUUUGACAAAGCUGUUCAGUUUGGUGGCCGGGCCCUGCACGUCGCCUCCUCCCGCCUACGCGGCGUCCGAAUCCCUGCAUGUGUGUCGGGCUUGUGCAGAAUGUUCCCAAUGCUUUCGGAAUGCAUUGCUCUUGGCUCCUCAGGCAUUCCAACCCUUUUGCCUGGAAACUUCAUGAAGACCCAGCCCUGUGAUGGUUGUGGCCACAUAGUGACCUAUCAGGACAGCGGUACAAUGACAUCUAAGAAUUAUCCUGGGACUUACCCCAAUCACACUGUUUGUGAAAAGACUAUUACAGUACCCAAGGGGAAGCGACUGAUUCUGAGGUUGGGCGAUUUGGAUAUCGAAUCCCAGACUUGUGCUUCUGAUUACCUUCUCUUCACCAGCAGUUCAGAUCAGUAUGGUCCAUAUUGUAAAGGAAGCAUGGCUGUUCCCAAAGAACUCUUGCUGAAUACCAGUGAAGUAACUAUUCGCUUUGAGAGUGGAGCCCACAUUUCUGGGAGGGGUUUUCUGUUGACUUAUGCCAGCAGCGACCAUCCAGAUUUAAUCACAUGUUUGGAACGGGCUAACCAUUAUUUGAAGACAGAGUACAGCAAAUUCUGCCCCGCUGGUUGUAGAGACAUAGCAGGCGACAUUUCUGGGGAUGUGAUAGAUGGAUACAGAGAUACGUCUUUACUGUGCAAAGCCGCCAUCCAUGCAGGAGUCAUUGCAGAUGAACUGGGUGGCCAGAUCAGCGUGCUUCAGAGUAAAGGGCUGCGUCCAUAUGAAGGAGCCUUGGCCAAUGGUGUGCUCUCCAGGGAUGGUUCCCUAUCAGACAAGCGAUUUCAGUUUGCCUCCAAUGACUGCAGUGAAUCCUUGCGCUUGGAACCUAACAGGCAAAUAAGAGCCUCUUCCUCUUGGCAUUGGGUCAAUGAGAUUGGAGAACAAGUUCAUUGGUCUCCUGGCCAGGCCUGGCUUAAGGAUCAAGGCCCAUCGUGGGCUUCAGGGGACAACAGCAACAACCAUAAACAGCGCGAAUGGCUGGAGAUAGAUUUGGGAGAAAGAAAGAAAAUAACAGGAAUUAGGACUGCAGGAUCCACACAGUCAAGUUUCAACUUCUAUGUUAAGAGUUUUGUGAUAAAUUUUAAAAGCAACAACUCCAAGUGGAAGACCUAUAAAGGAAUUGUGAAUAAUGAAAAAAAGGUGUUCCAGGGCAACUCUAAUUUUCAGGACCCGGUAAGAAACAAUUUCAUCCCUCCUAUUGUGGCCAGAUAUGUGCGGGUCAUCCCCCAGACUUGGCACCAGAGGAUAGCCUUGAAAGUGGAGCUCAUUGGUUGCCAGACCACACAAGACAAUAGUUCACUGGUAUGGCGGAAAACAAGUCAAACUACUGGUGUUUCAAUUGAGAAGGAAGAUAAGACAAUCACAAAGCCCACCCCCUCGGAGGAAAUACCCACAGGAGUGAACUUGGCAACCAUCAUUAUUCCGUCCGUGCUCUUGGUCGUCCUGCUGGCUGCUGGAAUGGGCUUCUUUGCAAUCUUCAAAAAAAGGAAGAAGGAAGGAAAUCCUUAUGGAUCAACCGAAACUCAGAAAACAGGCUGUUGGAAGCAGAUUAAGUAUCCUUUCCUCAGGCAUCAGUCAUCAGAAUUUACCAUCAGCUAUGAUAAUGAAAAGGAGAUGACCCAAAAGUUAGAUCUAAUUGCAUGUGAUAUGGCAGAUUACCAGCAACCUCUCAUGAUCGGUACAGGGACGGUCACAAGGAAGGGCUCCACCUUCCGACCGAUGGACACUGACGUGGAUGCAAUGAGCACGGAGGGCGGCAACCACUACGACUGCCCGCACCGGCCAGGUGGCCACGAGUAUGCCCUGCCCUUGACCAACCAAGAGCCUGAGUAUGCAACACCCAUCGUGGAGCGCCACCUGAUGAGAGCCAACACCUUCUCGGCUCGGAGCGGCUACUGCGUGCCCGGCCCUGCACCUACGCACAAACACUCACUGUCCUCCGGCAGCUUCUCCCCUUCCGGAGGCACCAAAGGUGGAGACUAUCACAUGCUCCAGGACCCUGUAGACCGGGCGUAUGAUGAGCCCAAAGCGAACAGCCUCUUCACCGCGGGACACAGUGAUGGUGACUACCAGAGACCACAGAAGAGCCCCGGAGUGAGUGAUGGCUACUCAGCACCCAGAGACUGCCUGACCCCAGUCAACCAGACGGCCAUGACCGCUCUUCUGUGA
Molecule: messenger RNA, 2940 nt
Organism: Elephantulus edwardii (Cape elephant shrew)
Lineage: Eukaryota; Metazoa; Chordata; Mammalia; Macroscelidea; Macroscelididae
Gene: DCBLD1
Product: discoidin, CUB and LCCL domain containing 1
Exons: 20
Coding region: 1-2940 (979 amino acids)
Source: RefSeq, a predicted model, not a curated record